Messenger RNA from Balaenoptera musculus (blue whale), 1028 nucleotides. RefSeq lists its product as uncharacterized. Lineage: Eukaryota; Metazoa; Chordata; Mammalia; Artiodactyla; Balaenopteridae. The coding region runs from base 1 to 951 and encodes 316 amino acids. The record is from RefSeq and is a predicted model, not a curated record. The transcript has 3 exons.
AUGCAGCUGCGUAAGGACGGCUGCCUCGAAGGUUUGACGCAGCUGCAGGCCCAUCUCGCAGGAUUUACGGUCCCCAUGUGGCCUCCGCUUGCGCUCGCCUGUGCUGAAGGUCGCAGAACUCGCCUUGGUGUUGCCCUGCUCGAUGUAGGCCGAGCCGUCGGCCUGCGCGAAUACACCCAUCCGCGCCUGGAUCUUACGCAGCUCCCCGGCGCGCCGCCCGUCCACCCGGUAGCCCUGGUCCGACAGAAGCUCCAGCCCCGCCAUGCCGCCCGGCCGCUACCCCCGUUUCCGCUCUCUGGAGAACUACAGUUCCCGGCGGUCCGGAUGCCCCACUUCCGACCUCCGGGGUCUUACGGUUUCCGGAGCGCCGCCUCCCAUUUCCGGUGCCGGAGAACUACGGUUCUCCCAGGGUUCCCGGCGGCGCCACUUUCCGCACUUCCGGUCCGCGGGGAGGUGGGGCUGCGGCCGUUUGGGAUGACUGUCCCGCGGCUGCUAGGGUUGGAGACCCGCUGGGCGUGGAAUCCCUAUGUCGUUUCCCCCCCGGGUUUGUCGUGGGGGCGGUUCCCACGACCUUCGGGGCCUACCCGCCCUGCGUCGCCCUGGUCGCCGCCGGCGCGCGCCUUCUCCCGGACCCAGGGUCCUGGGCCUCCCACUGCGCCCGCGACCCGCCGGCCCUGCCGCGCCUCCGCCUCUCCCUCUCCAUCUGCGGCUGAGCCCCGCUCGGACUCCGCGCAGCCGGUGCGCCUCUGCUUCUCUUUGACGCCAGGCGUCUUCCUCGAGGUUCGCGGAAGCAGAGGGGUAUUUGGCUGCAGAAGCAGAGGAGGAGGAGAGGUGACCUUGGAGGCAGACUGGGGUGAUGCAGUCACAAGCCACGGAGCGCUGACUGCUGGCCGCGGCGAGGAGCGGAUCCCCCGGACCCUCCAGAAGGAACUGUCCUGGCUGACAUCUUGACUUUAGCCCAAAUGACUCAGUUUGGACUUCUGGCCCUUAGAACUGGAAGAGAAUAAAUGUCUGUUGUUUUAAGCCUU